Messenger RNA from Erigeron canadensis, 1391 nucleotides. RefSeq names its product receptor-like protein 12. Lineage: Eukaryota; Viridiplantae; Streptophyta; Magnoliopsida; Asterales; Asteraceae. The record is from RefSeq and is a predicted model, not a curated record. The transcript has 11 exons. Bases 158 to 1141 code for a protein of 327 amino acids. Gene Ontology annotation, molecular function: protein binding.
GUAAACUGGAGUUAUAAAUGUGAGGAAUUGGGAUCCAAUCCACCACCGACGAUAACAGGUCAAUUUACGCGGUUUUUUAUCACUGCUGAAGUGCCGAUUGCCACUUAACAUCUGUGCCUCUACACACACACACACACACUCCCUCUGAUCUGCAAUAAUGCUUCGUAUUUCACUAAUUCUACUACUCGUUUUCAUAAUUAAUAAUAACAGCAUUCAUGUCCACUGCAAGACCCUUAAAAGAGACGUGAAAGCUUUGAAUGAAAUAAAAGCAUCACUUGGAUGGAGAGUGGUGUAUGCGUGGGUUGGAGAUGAUCCAUGUGGAGAUGGCGAUUUACCUGCUUGGUCUGGUGUCAAAUGCUCCACACUUGGUGAUUAUCGUGUUGUUACUGAACUAGAAGUUUACGCCGUGUCAAUUGUUGGGCCUUUUCCUACUGCUGUAACCAAUUUGCUAGAUCUUACUAGGCUGGAUCUUCACAACAAUAAGUUGACUGGACCAAUUCCACCACAAAUUGGGCGUCUAAAGCGGCUUAGGAUACUUAAUUUGAGAUGGAAUAAGCUGCAGGAUGUCAUUCCUCCUGAAAUUGGCGAACUAAAGAAGUUAACACACCUAUACUUGAGUUUCAAUAGCUUCAAAGGGGAAAUACCUAGGGAGCUUGCUAAUCUUCCCGAGCUUCAAUAUCUUCAUCUGCAUCAAAAUCGUUUCAUUGGGCGUAUUCCAGCAGAAUUGGGCUCCUUGCAGAAUCUUCGCCAUUUGGAUGUUGGUGACAAUCAUUUGGUUGGAACAAUAAGGGAACUAAUACGUUUAGAAGGAUGUUUUCCUGCUCUGCGCAACCUCUAUUUAAAUAACAACUAUCUGACGGGAGGUAUUCCUGCACAGCUUGCAAACUUGACGAAACUUGAAAUUUUGCAUUUAUCUUACAACAAAAUGUCUGGGAUAGUGCCAUUUGGACUUGCUCAUAUUCCCAAACUAACUUACUUGUACUUGGAUCACAAUCAGUUUAGUGGGAGAAUUCCGGAUGCCUUCUACAAGCAUCCUUAUUUGAAAGAAUUAUACAUUGAAGGAAAUGCAUUUAGGCCAGGUGUGAACCCAAUUGGUAUUCACAAAGUACUUGAACUUUCAGACUCAGAUUUCCUGUUUUAAUCAGCUUCAUUACUCAAUUUAUCUACUGAAUAGUUAGCUUACUAUACACCACCACGAAAACAAGUAUUUAUCAGUGACUCUCCGUGAUGAUUCGAGAAUUUUGGAGUAUGUGUUCUUGUAAUCUUGUGUAGCUCAGCAUCCAAUUCUUAAAUGUUCCAAAGAAUUCAACUGUAUAAUACAUGUAAUGCCUUUUUCAAGUUGUAAGGAUUGGAUCACUGCAUUAUUCAAUACAUCUCUUUUGUUUUCUUCU